CCGGUGCUGUCGCGAAUUGAAAUGGUUUCCUUAUUAUAGAACUCAAGAACAUUUCUUUGAUUCAGUGGGUAUAGUUGAACAAUAGUUGUUUGUUCCGUGACAGAUGUCCAUUGAUGUCAGAAUACCGAGCUUCGUGACAAAAACUGUAAAGUGUCGCACGCAAACGGUAUAUCGGUUCUGUUUCGGCAUUGCAGUGAAGUUCUAUUUAGGACCGUGUUCCUAUAGUGCUUUUUAACUGUCACUCAGGCUACAGGUGUCCCGAGACAGCCAGAAAGGAAAUAGUGCUUCGGCUUGCCUAGCUGAUGGCUAGCUGUUUGAUAUUCAAACUGUGAAUCGUGACUUUAGCCGAUUGGUGUAGUUGAUGGUAAUCAGACUAAUCUGCUUAAAAAAAUCGUGUGCAGUAAUUAAGCAAAUAAGUCACAUAAAUAAAUUUACUGUAGAAACAGUAGGCGAACGAGUGAACAAAGUAUUGAGUUCAGUCUGACAGCGGAUAUGUGUAGGAUUUAGAGUCGCACUGACGCUCUGCCAAGUUCGAGGUAUGUUUGUUUAAAAAAAUCCUAGUGGGUGGUGAAGGUGCAUUUGCAUCAUUUGUGGACUUCACGUUCUGUCAUAUGAACUAGGAAGAGAGAGUUACUCAUUAGAAAAUAAAUUCGUAGUAAAAAUAACAUUAGAACACAAAUAUUUACCAGACCCUCUACGAACGCUUUGAACAUUUCACUGGAACGUCCGUUCUGGCGAGUAAAUUUAUGUUUCUAAACACAGAGUAGAGCAUCACAUCUGCCGCUGUAGUGGAACGCAAACAGUGACUUGCAGACACUGUAAAAAAAAACUAGGAAACUACGAGUAACAGUAACAAUCAACUACAACAAAAAAAGCUAAUAGUUUGAGCUCUCUUUGGCUGAGAUAAGGAAACGACCAGUAAAAAGUUCAAAGCAUUUCACGUGUGCUUGAAGUAGAUCACCAAUUGCAAUGUUGUAACGAAAACAAGCAGAAAAGUGCGCCGUCAAAAGCCAAGCAAGUGGUACGGAAACGGGCUGACUGCCGAGGAAAAGGCGGUCAGUGAAAAAUUGAAGUGGAUGAUUCAAUGAAUGAAACAAAUGAACAAGCGUAAAUUAUGAUAAUUGAAUAAUAGCAAAAGUGAAGUGCAAAUAAGUGAACAGUAACUCAAGAAAACGAUUAGACAAGAAAGUAUCGCUCGUAUGUUAAUUAGUGUCACUGAUGUUCGUGUCGUCACCAUAUGCUAUAUCGAACGCAACCGUCUACUGUGCUGUGGUGAUUGUUCCCGGUUUGGUGUAACAGUAACAGAUUAUUCCGAAACAGCUGCUGCUGAAAAAUUCAACCUCUUCUUUCCUUACUUGAAACUGGAAAUUGAGUGCGGAAAACGUGCUAUCCAGUAGUGUCGGGUUGGAUGCUCACGAGUUCGUUUGAUGGCUGAAAAUUAAGAAUACCUAUGGAUGAAUUGAACUGAAAAACAUCUAGUAAAUCAGAGUCAGAUCACCCAAGAAUACAAAAUGAGCAACGUUCGGUAUACUAUCCAAUAUUCGGAUUAUUUUAAUAAAUCGUGGCGUAACGAGACGCUAGAAAAUGAAGCCCCAGUAUCGGCGGGAACAUUUGGAUCAAGACUCGGCGCCAACGAAACAUAUGAGAUUUAUGCUCCUAACUAUCCGUACGUAUCCUCCACCGAAGAGCAGAACUAUAUCGAACAGCUCAGCGAACGGUGGAAAAAUGGCUCCAACUUUACCAUGUACGGAAUGAACCAUCCUAGUUAUCCGGUGGGGGAAUGCACUACCACCUACUGGGCCGGACUGUACUUCGAAAUCACCAGCUAUUUCCUGUAUGUGCUUAUUUUUGUGACAGCUGUAAUCGGUAACUCAAUAGUGUUGUUCAUCGUUCAAUCGAAUCCUCGAAUGCGCACCGUGACUAAUUAUUUCAUCACGAAUUUGGCCAUUGGUGAUCUUCUGAUGAUGCUGUUCUGUGUUCCGUUCACGUUCAUUUCCUCGUUCGUGCUGCAGUACUGGCCCUUCGGAUUGGCCAUGUGUCGAUUGGUGAACUACACGCAGGCAGUUUCCGUACUGGUCAGUGCUUAUACGCUAGUGGCCAUCAGCGGGGAUCGGUAUAUUGCCAUUAUGUGGCCGCUGAAGCCACGGAUUACGAAAACGUGUUCUAAAGUUCUGAUAGGCAUAGUGUGGAUAAUAGCGCUCAUUACGGCAGCCCCAAUUGCGAUAUUUUCGACGCUGAUCUUGCCAACGGAAUGGCAUAAAGUGUGCGAUCUUCCAAUUUGCAAAGAAAUGUGGCCAUCGAAGGAGCAGGAAAGCUACUACACCACUACCCUGUUGAUGACGCAGUUUGUGAUACCGCUGCUGGUGCUGAUUUACACCUACACCCGGAUCGCCAUCGUCGUCUGGGGGAAGCGACCACCAGGCGAGGCGGAAAACUCUCGAGACCAGCGGAUGGCCAAGUCUAAACGUAAGAUGAUAAAAAUGAUGGUAAUCGUGGUAAUCGUGUUCACAAUCUGCUGGCUGCCGUUCAACUUCCUAAUGGUGAUAGACGUUGACACAUCAUGGGAGCUUCUACCGUAUCUAUGGUUCGCUUUCCACUGGCUAGCCAUGUCCCACAGUUGCUACAACCCGAUUAUCUACUGCUACAUGAAUGCCCGAUUCCGGUCCGGCUUUAUUCUGGUGCUGCACGGUGUUCCAGGACUACAACAACUGUGCUGCUGUAUUCGUCACAAACCGAGCAACCUGGCUCGCAACGCCGGUUCCAGUGUGGCCCUCGCCGGUGAGAUGAAUGGAAUUUACCGUGACAGUGCACUAUCGAGAAAGGCUAAAGUGCGGGAAUCGAUGAAAUAUCGCAUCUGCAUCGAGUUAACACAUGCACCACGUACAUAAGCACCAGAAGGAAGACUGCUCUCAAUGUGCAACAGGUCCAAUCAACCGAAACUUCCCUGCUGCGGUGAUAUCAUCAACAAAGCUAUGAUUGAAGGGUGCUUGACUUCGGCUUUGGCGGCAGUUCGGACAAUCGUCUGGAGGAGACAGUUGUGGGAGAUAGGGAAGCAGAUCU
Malaya genurostris is the source of this 3060-nucleotide messenger RNA. RefSeq names its product RYamide receptor-like. Gene Ontology annotation, biological process: neuropeptide signaling pathway. Gene Ontology annotation, molecular function: neuropeptide Y receptor activity. The coding region runs from base 1512 to 2888 and encodes 458 amino acids. Lineage: Eukaryota; Metazoa; Arthropoda; Insecta; Diptera; Culicidae. The transcript has 9 exons. Gene Ontology annotation, cellular component: membrane. The record is from RefSeq and is a predicted model, not a curated record.